CCAAAGUACUUGUAUAACCUGCGCUUAUUAUACCUGCGUAAGUUAACCUGAAGUCUAAAAUAUAAAUCAAUUGGGUUUUUUGAUACAAUUAAAAGUUUCAAGGGUUUAUUUGAUACAAUUAAAAGUUCCAGGGGUUUGAGAUUGACAAUAUUCAUUCAUUAGGAAAAAAAAAAAGCAAACUUUUAUGGCGGUUGAUCAUUUUUGCCGCAGUGAUCGUCGGCUAUCGAUUUGAAGAAGAUGGAACCUUGGAGUGGGUUAUGUUGCAUAGGCGCCGUUGCUCUUUAUCUUCUCAGCCGCCGAACAGCCAGGGAUGUUGACUUUCUCAAAUCGGUCACUAGGGUUGACCAGCUCAAGGAUUUGGCAGAGAGCGCGGUGUUGCCUUCGAUCGUGGCAGUAUCAGGAACAGUUGGCUCGGAGACACCCAUCAAGUGUGAGCACAGUGGCAUUCUCUCUGUUAUUCUCCAGGAAACCGCAGAGCAACAGUUUCUGAAACGUAACUGGAAGUUUUCGUGGGUUCAAGACACUGCAUUGAUGCUCCCCGUUUGUAAGGAAGUCCCUUGGUUUCUGGACGAUGGGACAGGCCGCGUGAUCGUAGAGGGAGCUCGAAGUGGAAUAGGUUUUGAGUUGACCGUCGGAGGUGAAGUAUUUGAAAAGCCAGAGGCGUCUUCCCUCGUUCGAGGAACCUUAGAUUUUCUCCGAGGCCUCGAGAUGCUUGGAAUAAGACGCAUUGAACGUGUUCUCCCAGUUGGUACACGCCUUACCGUUGUUGGUCAGACUAUAAAGGAUGGUGUUGGGGAUGUGAGGAUUCAGAAACCCGAUCAAGGGCCAUUCUACGUCUCCCCUAUACCGCUCGAUCACCUCAUCUCUAAAGUGGGAAAGUGGUCAAGGAGGUUCAAGAAAGCCUCCAUGGGUUUAGCUGUUGUUGGUGUGAUUCUGAUAUCAAAGCCUGUGAUUAAAUAUAUUCUAGUGAGAACAGGAGAUUUUCUUGAGAGAAGGCAGCAGCGACUGUUAAAGAAAAGAGUUGUUGAUGCAGCUGCUAAGAGAAAGAAACUUGCAGCUCCUAAGAGAGAGGAACGAGUGACCAGUAAAGGAUUGGAGAAUGGUAAAAGCAGAGAUGGCGAUGAACAUGAUCGUUGUGUGGUCUGCCUUGAGAGGAAAUGUGACGCCGCUUUUGUUCCGUGCGGUCAUAUGUGCUGCUGCUUGACAUGCGCCUUGAAGUUGCUGGGAAAGCCUUGUCCUCUCUGCCGGAAACGAGGAAUUCGGAUUUUGAAGAUUUACCGCAAUUGAAAGACAUCAUAAAAGACUCACCAGCUCUCACAUUUAGACUAGAUAUUCGCAGCACCAUCACAGCUAGGAGAGCCAACAAGCUCUUCAGCUCUUUAAUGUCUCUUUGGUUGAGAUAGAUCACUCUAUCUUCUCCCGUUUGUAGCUCUGCUUUGUUUUUAACCUUUUUUUGCCAAAGUGGAGUUUCUCUUAGAUUUAAUUUGUAAAUCUGACUUUUUCAUUAAUAUGAAUAUUAACAGUUUA
Messenger RNA from Brassica rapa (field mustard), 1527 nucleotides. RefSeq names its product E3 ubiquitin-protein ligase SPL1. NCBI's taxonomy places the organism in Eukaryota, Viridiplantae, Streptophyta, Magnoliopsida, Brassicales, Brassicaceae. Gene Ontology annotation, molecular function: ubiquitin-protein transferase activity. The record is from RefSeq and is a predicted model, not a curated record. Gene Ontology annotation, biological process: protein ubiquitination; organelle organization.